UGUGACGUCAGACGAAGAAGACUCUCCCUGUUUACAGCAGUGUUUUUGAACUCUAUUAGCAUGAGUUACAACUGUGUGAUUUAAGACAUGAUUUCGCAUUUAAACCUUCAUUCUGAAACACCGACAUGAGCGACACGAUGGAGAGCCGAGAGCAGCGCACUCUUCUGUCGGAGAACGAGUCUUCAUCCGCGAUGAAGAGUCCUGAAAACACUGAUCAGCCACAAGCGGUGGAGAAGAGAGGGCCGUAUAUCAUGUCCAAAGCUCCUGCUUUCCACUCCAAGCUCCAGAAGCACCGAGACACGGCCAGACGAGCUCUGCAGAAGAGAGGAUUGGGCUCAGGGAGGCCUGUGCUUCAUCAGCCACGACACAAACCAAAGACUGUGAAGUUCAAUAAGGGAUACGCGGCUCUGAGUCAGACAGGAGAAGAUUCGCUCAUCUCACUGGAUUCAGACAGUGAUGCAGAGCUGGAUUGUUCAUCUGGAUAUUCCUCAGCAGAGGUGCAUCCGGACCUGAGCAGGCAGCUGUUGAAGGACGGAUAUCACCUGGAUGAAAUACCUGAUGAUGAAGAUCUGGACCUGAUUCCCCCUAAAGCCUUGAGCUCCUCCGUCUGCUGCUGCUCUGACGUCUCCUCCUGCUGUGUGCAGUGAUCGAACCCGACGUCUGCCAGAGGUGUGAAUGGAUCAAAAACACUUACAGUGUUUUUAAGAGCAUAGACUCGUUUCGUUUGUCAUUGUUUAAGCCUCAGUCUCAUUACUAGAAUUACACUUCGUAGCCAAAAUCCCAAACUCUUCCAGUUUUGACCUGCAUGUGAUUUAGUCACAUCCCUGCUGCUGUCUGCAUGUCAUGAAAACAUUCGAGAACAGGUCAUAUAUCACCUCAAAAUCAAAGUAUACAAAUUAGUAGUUAUGUUUAAAUAUUAUACAGAUUUUAGUUCCAUUACCACACCUGCAGUAAGAUGUUUUGCGUUGUGACAUUAUUUUUUUUCCUCUUUAUUCAUUUUUUAUUUUGACUCCAAAUUCUCAUUACUGUAAUGUGUGGAAGCUUGUUUCCGCUACAAUUUAAUAUUUUUUGAGAUUUUGUCUUUUUCUUACAAUCUGCUUAUUUCUCACAAUUUGGACUGCAAGAUAUAAACUUGAGUUGUGAGAUAUAAACCUUAGAAAAAUCAGAAAGUAAGAGUUCACUUUUACUUUGCUUAAAAAAAAAAAAAAAACGUAAAGUUA
Messenger RNA from Labeo rohita (rohu), 1220 nucleotides. It is a transcript of the gene fam219b, whose product is annotated as family with sequence similarity 219 member B. The transcript is spliced from 6 exons. The record is from RefSeq and is a predicted model, not a curated record. The coding region runs from base 126 to 647 and encodes 173 amino acids. NCBI's taxonomy places the organism in Eukaryota, Metazoa, Chordata, Actinopteri, Cypriniformes, Cyprinidae.